AUGGCGACACGGUGCUCAGCUGCUUUGCGUGCAAUCUCCCGGACACGCUGCGUCCCUCGGUCAAAUGUAUUCGCGAGCACGUCAAGAUAUUUCGCCACGGCGGAAAAAAUACCCGCCUCUUCCUCCACCCCACCACCACCACCGACUUCGUCUGACCCAAAGCUCACGAAAAUUGUCGAUGACAUUUCGGGUUUGACGCUCCUGCAGGCAGCGGAUCUUGUGACGUUGCUCAAGACGCGCCUGAACAUCCAAGAGAUUGCUAUGCCCGCAGCCGCGGCCGCAGCGCCAGCAGCUGCUGCUCCCGAGGAGGCAGAGGAGGAGAAGCCGAAAGAGAAGACCGUGUUCAACGUCAAACUCGAGUCCUUCGACACGACUGCGAAGCCGAAAAUUAUUCGGGAAGUGAAAGCACUUGUCCCGAAUUUGACGCUCAUCGAGGCGAAGAAGUUCGUGGAGUCACUGCCGAAGAUCCUGAAGGAGAACCUGUCGAAGGAGGACGCAGAGAAGCUCCAAAAGACAUUCCAGGACCUCGGGGCUGUUGCCGUGCUAGAGUAG
Messenger RNA from Sparassis crispa, 552 nucleotides. RefSeq names its product 54S ribosomal protein L12, mitochondrial. The transcript is spliced from 5 exons. Gene Ontology annotation, molecular function: structural constituent of ribosome. The record is from RefSeq and is a predicted model, not a curated record. Gene Ontology annotation, cellular component: ribosome. Gene Ontology annotation, biological process: translation. Lineage: Eukaryota; Fungi; Basidiomycota; Agaricomycetes; Polyporales; Sparassidaceae. The coding region runs from base 1 to 552 and encodes 183 amino acids.